This is a messenger RNA of Ctenocephalides felis (cat flea), 441 nucleotides long. RefSeq lists its product as uncharacterized. The record is from RefSeq and is a predicted model, not a curated record. The transcript has 2 exons. Bases 3 to 431 code for a protein of 142 amino acids. Lineage: Eukaryota; Metazoa; Arthropoda; Insecta; Siphonaptera; Pulicidae.
AAAUGGAGGCGGGGCCUGCUCCUGAACCUGAUGUUGACGUUGAUCAGCCUGAUGGUGAUCAGGCUGAGGUUAUCGAUGACUCCGAUACGGACGAUGUGAGGCCCAGUGAGAUUUUCCAACAAACUGCUUUCAAUCCUGAUUACGAGCACACUUAUGGUCGUCGCACAUUCGUGGAAAUUACCAAUCCUGAUGAAAUGGCGGCCACUUACACAAUUGGCCAGAGUGGUACCAGGCAACUGAUUUACCGAAAAUACAAAUACAACCUGAACACGACCAGACAAAGUGAACGCAAAAAAUCUUACUGGGUUUGUUCGUUUGCCUCAAGGUUCAAGUGCAGGGCGACCAUCCACACCCUGGACCACAAGAUAAUAAGAAUCAGCAAGACUCAUAACCACGAGCCCAUCCUUAAAAGAAAUAUUAAAUAUGUUUAAUUAGAAUAAG